Gongylonema pulchrum is the source of this 528-nucleotide messenger RNA. The record is from the annotation of a GenBank genome assembly. Lineage: Eukaryota; Metazoa; Nematoda; Chromadorea; Rhabditida; Gongylonematidae.
AUGGACUGUGGCCUGUUGGGUGAAGGUAUUGCUUGCAGCCUGUACGAUGCGCUGAAGCGACAGAUUGCAUUCUCUCCAAUCAUUAUACCGCAAAAAGAUUUUUUGACUGCUUUUCAUCCAGAUGCCAAAGAUAUAUCGAUGGAUCUGGAACCGUACUGGUGUUGUGCAGCGAACGAAAUUCGCGGUGGUUACAAAAUUUUGAGUGAAGUAGUCGAAAUUUUUAACAUUUCAUUUGCGGCUCGUUCACAAUUGGAAAAACUCAACGAGCAUGUUGUGGUGGAUCUUCAUACGGCGCCCAUCACUUGCAGUGGUACCGCACAUUCUAUCAUGGCCUGGUUUCGCUGCGAGCUAUUUCCCGGUGCGCCAAUUUUAAAUACAAGCCCGGAGAGCAAAAGUUGUUGGCAGCAAGCAUUUUAUCCAUUGCCGAAACCACUUUACUUAGAAAAAGGCUUCCUUUGCACGCUGGAAGUGAACGCGUUCAGGGAUCAUCUGCUUUGCUCUCUUCGUAAUGUUAUUGUCCCGGAAAAU